Molecule: messenger RNA, 702 nt
Organism: Triticum turgidum subsp. durum (durum wheat)
Lineage: Eukaryota; Viridiplantae; Streptophyta; Magnoliopsida; Poales; Poaceae
Source: the annotation of a GenBank genome assembly
AUGGCGGGAGGAGAGGAGGUGAAGCUGCUGGGGAACUGGGCGAGCCCGUACGUGGCCAGGGCGAGGCUGGCGCUGCACCUCAAGGGCGUGCCCUACGAGUACAUCGAGGAGGACUUCGCCGACAAGAGCGACCUGCUCCUCCGCUCCAACCCCGUCCACAAGGCGGUGCCGGUGCCCAUCCACGGCGGCAAGCCCGUCUGCGAGUCCCGGGUCAUCGUGCAGUACGUCGACGAGGCCUUCUGUGACACCCGCCCGCCCCUACUCCCCGCCGACCCCCGCGAGCGCGCCGCCGCCCGCUUCUGGGCCGCCUUCGUGGACGACGAGCUGCUGGCGCCGUGGGGGAUGGUCAUGCGGUCGGGCACGGACGAGGAGAGGGCGGAGUGGACGCGGCGGACCGUCGCGGCGGUGGAUACGCUGGAGGGGGCCCUGGGGGAGCGCUCCGAGGGGUUCUUCGGCGGUGACCGCGUCGGGUACGUCGACGUCCUGCUCGGCGGCAUGGUCCCGUGGGUGCGCGUCACCGAGAGGCUCUCCGGCCACAACUUCUUUGAUGCCAGCAAGGCGCCGCUGCUGGCGGCGUGGAUGGAGUGCUUCGGCGAGCUGGACGCCUCCAGGGCCGUCUUCCAGGACGUCGACAGGCUAGUUGAGUACGCCGGGACGAUCCAGGCACGGCUUGCCGCCGAGGCUGGAACUGCCAGCAACUGA